CUUUCUUGUUCUGUCACUGUUAUUGCUAUCCUGCCUCAGAGUUUAAUUUAAACUUGGAUUGGUUGGAUUCUGCAUUUUUUUGUAGAUUUCUUGUGUAGAAAAAUUUUGUCGUUUUGUAAGCUUCAUUAUAAACAAUUUGGUUUCUGUGACAUCCCAACUUUUAUCUCAGUGUAUAAUAAACAUAUUAGUACAUUGAUUGGAGUGGACUUGCACAUACUUUUAGUUAAAAACAUGGCAAUGCAAUGUCAGCUUUGGAUGGGGAGUUUGGAGCCUAACAUGACAGAAAGCUUUAUUAUGGCAGCCUUCCACCGAUUGGGGCAGCGCCCACUUGCCGUAAAGGUAAUGAGGAAUAAGUUUACAGGAGAACCAGCAGGUUAUGCAUUUGUGCAUUUUCAGACUGAUGAAGAAGCUAUAGACUCCAUGCACAAAUUGAAUGGCAAACCAAUUCCUGGCACAUUCCCGGUGGUGAGGUUCAGGUUGAACACGGCAUCACGUGAAGCCCGAACUAGCAUGCAGCUGGAGAGGGAGUUCUCAGUGUGGGUCGGGGACCUCAGCCCUGAUGUAGAUGACUACUCCCUGUAUAGGGUAUUUGCUGCUAAGUACAAUUCUAUCAAAACUGCUAAAGUGAUACUGGAUAAUAGUGGUUACACCAAGGGCUAUGGUUUCGUCAGGUUUGGCAACGAAGAGGAACAACGUAAUGCCCUAUACGCAAUGAAUGGGUACACAGGUUUAGGCACCAAGCCUCUUAAAAUAUGUACUGCAGUACCGAAGCCCAAAGGACUGCAACAAAACCAAGGAGGCCCCGCUGGGAACGCAACAUAUAAUAGCGGGACGGAGUACAACCAAUAUUAUGAUCCGUCUGCCUACUGGCAAAAUUAUUCAGCCUGGUCUGGCUACUAUGGGCAGGGCGAGGCGGGCGCCACGCAACAAGUUCAGCCGACGCAGGCGGCGCCGGCGCCCGAGCCCCCGCAGCCCACACAAACCAAGACUCAGGCCGACGAACUCGCAUUGGUUGAACACAAGAAGAGUGUAGACGUUGAGCGGCACAACCAAGACUUCCUGGACACCGAAUUAGGGCUUUGGGACAGCCUGGAGGCCUCCCACUGGUUCCCGAACGAGGGCAUCGAGGCUCACUAGACUUAUUUCUGAUUUGACUGUGUAAAUAUAGAAAUUAAUGAUAUAUAAAUAUAAAAAUGUAUGGGUAA
Molecule: messenger RNA, 1205 nt
Organism: Amyelois transitella
Lineage: Eukaryota; Metazoa; Arthropoda; Insecta; Lepidoptera; Pyralidae
Gene: Secp43
Product: tRNA selenocysteine 1-associated protein 1
Exons: 6
Coding region: 232-1137 (301 amino acids)
Molecular function (GO): RNA binding
Source: RefSeq, a predicted model, not a curated record